Messenger RNA from Endocarpon pusillum Z07020, 1632 nucleotides. RefSeq lists its product as uncharacterized. Gene Ontology annotation, biological process: tRNA processing. The coding region runs from base 1 to 1632 and encodes 543 amino acids. Lineage: Eukaryota; Fungi; Ascomycota; Eurotiomycetes; Verrucariales; Verrucariaceae. The transcript has a single exon. The record is from RefSeq and is a predicted model, not a curated record. Gene Ontology annotation, molecular function: tRNA (uracil(54)-C5)-methyltransferase activity, S-adenosyl methionine-dependent.
AUGAAACAGCGACAAGCUAUCGCAGACCGAAAAAGAUUGAAGAUAGGGCAUGUCAGUCCUCAGCUAAGAGAAGGCUCGAACGAGGAAGUCCUCCACUUUGAAGUUCAAGCUUUGCUAGACAAGGCCGCAAAAGACGCCAGUGGCUCUGACUCAGUGAAUGGCGAUGUCAGUGCGCAAGAGAUCAAUGGUACUGAUGUAGAGGUGCCGGAACGUUUUUCAGAGAUCGAGCUGGACAUCGUGGAGCUAUCUUCAACGGGUGACGGUCUGGCUCUGUCGCCCUCUGGCCAGCUUGUGUACAUUGUCCCUUUCACCGUGCCGGGUGACAGAGUUCUAGCAAGAGUGAUAGAGCACCACAAAUUCAGACCAUAUGCUAGGACAGACUUUAUCAAAGUCAUCAAUCCAUCCGCAAAACGGAAUGAUGGGGGAAUCGGGUGCAAGUACUUCUCGACGUGCUCCGGCUGCCAGCUGCAAAUGCUGUCCUAUGAUGACCAGCUCGCUCAUAAGAAAAGUAUCCUUGAGAAAGCAUAUAAGAACUUCUCCGGCCUCGAUCCUUCCCUCGUGCCUCCAAUCAGUGACACCUACGGUUCUCCCCUCGAGUACAAUUACCGUACAAAGUUGACACCACACUUCGACGGACCCAAAGGACCGAAAGGUCAAAGGAAAUUCACCGAAGUUCCCUCAAUCGGCUUUACCAUGAAAGGCCGGAAGAAAGUGAUGGAGAUCGAAGACUGUCCCAUCGGCAGCCCCAUCGUCCGCGAAGGUCUCAUCCGCGAACGCGCCAAAGUCGCCGCCAACAUCCAUAAAUACAAACAGGGUGCUACGAUUCUCGUCCGCGAAUCCACCCAACGCACCCCCAAAACCACCUCCGCCCCCUACGCCAUCAAAGGCGACACCGAGCACCUCAGCAGCGCCGCAAAAUCCGCACCCAUCACCACCGACCCCGAAACCGGCCGUCCAGUAAUCCACAAAGAAUUCCCCACCUACAUCGAAGAAAAGACCUACAUCUCUGACAUGAAUGAAAACAGCGUCGAAUACAUCGACGACUGGAAAUUCACCAGCCGCGCCGGCGCCUUCUUCCAAAACAACAACUCCAUCCUCAGCAAAUUCACCGCCUACGUCCGCGGCCACGCCCUACCGCCCGCACCGAAACUGGGUGAGCCCGCCGUCAAAUACCUGCUAGACGCCUACUGCGGAUCGGGACUCUUCGCCGUCACCCUCUCGUCACUCUUCAAGUCAACGCUCGGGGUCGACAUUGACGCAACGGCCAUCACCGCCGCCCGCGCUAACGCAACGGACAACAAUCUCUCCAAUAUCGGCUUCAUUGAAGCCGACGCCUCUGCCCUGUUUGCAGGUGUGCCCUUCCCGCCCGCAGAGACGGUCGUGGUCAUCGACCCGCCGCGGAAAGGUUGCUCGCCGGACUUUCUGAAGCAGCUGCUUGGAUUUGGGCCGAAACGGGUGGUGUAUGUGAGUUGUAACGUGCAUAGUCAGGCAAGGGAUGUGGGGGUCUUGGUGCAGGGGAAUGGGAAGGUGAGGUACGAGAUUGAGAGUUUGAGGGGUUUUGAUUUCUUUCCGCAGACGGGGCAUGUGGAGGGGGUGGGGUUUUUGAAUAGGGUGGAGGUGCAAAAGGUAUAG